Messenger RNA from Ahaetulla prasina, 3719 nucleotides. It is a transcript of the gene ATP6AP2, whose product is annotated as ATPase H+ transporting accessory protein 2. The transcript has 9 exons. Lineage: Eukaryota; Metazoa; Chordata; Lepidosauria; Squamata; Colubridae. Gene Ontology annotation, molecular function: signaling receptor activity. Gene Ontology annotation, cellular component: membrane; external side of plasma membrane. The record is from RefSeq and is a predicted model, not a curated record. Bases 108 to 1166 code for a protein of 352 amino acids. Gene Ontology annotation, biological process: positive regulation of Wnt signaling pathway.
UUGAUAAUAAGGUCAAUUACGACGAAGGGCGGGACAGUCGCCAUCUGGACGCCGGAUGCUUUUUCUUGGCCCUGACUGGAACGGCGGUCGGGGCAGUCGUGAGGGUGAUGGCGCCUCUGUGGGGAGUGCUGUGGGUUGCCUCGGUGCUUCUGGCAGUUGUUUCUGCCAAUGAAUUCAGUGUAUUAAGAACUCCUGAAUCUGUUAUAUUUCGAGAAGGAAAUUGGCCAAUUCCUGGAGAACGGAUCCCAGAUGUGGCAGCCUUAUCCAUGGGCUUCUCUAUUGAGGAAGAUCUCUCUUGGCCUGGGUUAGCAGUAGGUGAUCUCUUUCGGCGUCCGCGAGCUACUGUUCUUGUUACUGUAACGGGGAUAGACAAGCUAACAAUGCCUAAGAAUGGAGUAUCUUACCCAGUUGAAAAUGCAGUUCCCUUCAGCCUGGAUGGGGUUGCAAAUGCAAUACAUACUUUAUUUUCUGAGGAAACGCCAGUAGUUGUCCAACUAGCUCCUAGUGAAGAAAGAGUUUAUAUGGUGGGAAAAGCAAAUUCUGUUUUUGAAGAUCUUUCUGUCACACUGCGGCAGCUUCGGAACAGACUUUUCCAGGAUAACUCCAUUCUUGCUUCCCUUCCCCUCAACUCAUUAAGCAGAAACAAUGAGGUUGAUCUCCUCUUCCUGUCAGAAUUGCAAGUUUUGCAUGAUAUCACAAGUUUGCUUUCUAGACACAAACAUCUGGCCAAGGAUCAUUCACCAGAUCUAUAUUCUCUAGAACUUUCUGGGUUGGAAGAAAUAGGUAAAAGGUAUGGGGAAGAUUCACAGCAGUUUAAGGAUGCUUCUCAGAUUCUUGCAGACUCUCUGCAAAAGUUUGCAGAUGAGAUGUACAACAUCUACAGUGGGAAUGCAGUGAUAGAAGUGGUAACUGUGAAGACUUUUGAUACUCCCUUUGUGAGAAAAUCCAGAUCUAUUCUACAAUCCUCAGAGAGCAAGCCUGAAAAUCCAUAUAACCUAGGAUAUGCAUACAACUUUAACUAUGCUGUUGUCUUCAAUAUAAUUUUCUGGAUCAUGCUUGGACUGGUGAUAGCUGUGAUUGUUAUCUCCUACAAUCUGUGGAAUAUGGAUCCAGGCUAUGACAGCAUCAUUUAUAGAAUGACCAACCAGAAAAUUAGAAUGGAUUAACCUUUAAAUGCAAAUCUAAGAGGAGACAUGCUUCUUCAGUAUUCUGGCAGCAUUCAAUAUGGACUCUUCAUGGUGUGAAUAUUUUUAUGAAGUAUACAUUUGUUUUGUGAGGAUAUAUUAAAGGGUAAUAGCGGGUGUAGCCAAUGUGCAGAGUUUAAAAUGAGCAGUACUACACAACCAUGAGCUAAUUCAAAUUGAAAUAUAUAUUUAUUCUACCCUGUGACUGUGCAGUGCGCAUUUUGCUGUAGGGGUACUUCUUUAUAUUGCUUAUGACUAAUGUUCUAUCAUUCUUACCCUGAAAGUUUAGGAUGUUUUCUUGAACUAUGUUAUAGAUGAAUAAAACAAUUCAUGAUGUAAAUAUUUCAAAUGUUAGGAUUUUAAACCUAUUAAGCUUGAUUAUCCAAUGUAAAAGUUUCUUUAACCAGAGGUACAUUUUUAACAUACAACCUUGCUGUACAUAUACGUAUAUUCACCCUAAAUGUUUAUUCAAAGUUACUCUGUUUCUUAAAAUAAUGAAAUUACCUUAAAGAAGAGAAAUACAUAUGGGUGCAGCAUCUGUAUUAAUAAUUGCAGGAAUGUAGGAACUUGUGAUAUUUAUGAGUAGUGAAUUUUGAUGAAAAAUUCAAUUAUAUUCCAUGUUCUUUUGUCACGUGAUCAGUUAACAAAUGGUACAUAGUGGCUUGUGUUCUGUACUUGACAUUAUGUAUUUCAGUUCUUGACAUACGCUGAAAAAACCCAAAAAGGCUGAUAUUUGAGUGGAAUGUUUUAUUGGCCUAUGUAUAACCAUAGCACUGAAGAUGGUAUAGGCCUUGACAUCAAAUAUAAUCUGUUUGCAGUACAGAAUUAAUAUUAAACAAAUGUAAUGGCUUGAGAUGCUUGAAAGAUUGUGGUUAUGGUAACACUGCACAGAUUCAUUUACUGUGAGAAACUGAACAAAUGUUCUACUAUAAAGAAUAUAAAGUAUUUAGCAUAAAGCGUCAACAAACUUUACAUUUGUAACCAUACUUAAUUGUUAUACUUGUGCGGGAGUGUCAAACUCGAUUUCAUUGAGGGCUGCAUCAGGGUUGUGUUUGACCUCUAGAGGCUGGGGGGGCGUGGCCAACUCCAUGUCACUUGUCCUGGGGGUGCCUGUGGUGGCCCGAGCACUCUGCCAGUGAAAACCGGCACCGGAGCUCCAUUUUCGGCUCCCACACCCUUCUGCAACCCUCUGCCAGCAAAAACAGAGCUCCAUUUUUGCUGGCAGAAGCACUGUGGGCCAGUCUUCACUGUUUCCAGGACAGCCCCUGUGAGCUGGAUCUGGCCUUCAGGCCUUGAAUUUGACAUCUCUGUACUAGUGUAUACAUUAAUAUUCUUUAAUUUACAAGGUUUAGUGCAUUGGUAUAUUGAUAUUCAACUGCUAUAAUAGGGAUAUCCAACUUUCUUCUAGAUCUUGUAGCUGUACUGUGAAUAUAUGCUAGGUCUCGGUUAUUUAUGUUGUUCUAGUUAAAGUGUACAGGUGUAUUUUCAGUUAAUGUAAACACGUAGGUAAAAAAAUUCACAACCAUACACACAAUUGAAAAUACUUGAAUUCUAGUUCCAACUGGGACAAUCUUUCCCAUUGUGAAAACAGAUUUUUUUUGUUUUGUUUUGCUUUAACUAUAUGAUCAGAAUGGUGAGUUAUAAUUUCUUUCUGAUGAAUCUGACCUCUUUAAAAAAACAAUUUUCUCACAGUAGUUACUGGAAAAAAGAUCUGCAGAUCUGAAAUUAAUCUGAAGCUUGAGAAAAUAAAUAAUAUUUAACUGAUAUAUUUAAAUAAGUUCCAGUUGGAAAACUGGUGAGUAAAGAAUUGAUGUAAUAGUCCUACUAUUACAUUAGUAACAUCAUAUAGUAUUAAUACUACAGGCCACUAGCAAUAAUAGCGUGAUAGGGUCAAGAAUUAGACACUGGUUUCCCUGUAGUAGUGUCAGUUUAUAAACUGUUCAAUACUGAUACGAAUAAAAAGAUUUGAUAAGAGGGGAUGUCUAUAGGUUCUAAUAAUUCAUCUAAAACACAGGUGUCAAACUCACAGCAUCACGUUGCCAUCACAUGAUAUAUCGUGCUCUUUUUACCCUGCACGUGGCUUUGACACCCCUGAUCUAGAGUGAUAAUGUAAGAUUUGAAUGAAAUGUGAAUUAAAAGAAAUAUAUAUUUAAGCACAUGUGAAAUGAAGAAUUUCAAUACUAAUAGAAUUGACCAAUGUUAAUAUUGGCCUUGGAUAUGACAAAACUAUUUACCUGUAUUACUACAACAAUUGAAAGAUCAGUUUGCCCUAAUACUGUUGGCACAUCUGACACCAAAAUAUUGUUAACGUGGACUAAAUUAUAAAGAAACGUUUGAAAGAAUAAGAUGUACUCAUUCAUAUUCAAGAACUUUAGUUUUUCUGUUGAAGUUUGAAGAACUUAAUCAAAUAUUGCUCCUCUAAAUAUUAAUUCUAUACUGUAAUAGAAUCUUUUGAAAUUUCUGCUUCUGCUUGCAACUUUUAAAUAGUUAUGCAUGCAUUAUGGAAUAUUGGUAGCAUAAUGAAUAAGAUCUUUU